Molecule: messenger RNA, 1480 nt
Organism: Nematostella vectensis (starlet sea anemone)
Lineage: Eukaryota; Metazoa; Cnidaria; Anthozoa; Actiniaria; Edwardsiidae
Product: melanocortin receptor 4
Exons: 1
Coding region: 547-1470 (307 amino acids)
Biological process (GO): G protein-coupled receptor signaling pathway
Cellular component (GO): membrane
Molecular function (GO): G protein-coupled receptor activity
Source: RefSeq, a predicted model, not a curated record
ACCCUCCCUGAUUGCACUUUUCACCCAUUUAAUCGACGGCGGUUGUUUUUCCCCAGAGAGCAAUUUCACUUAUCUUACGAUAGGUGCCUACAAUUCGCACAAUUAUAACCUCCCCCCUCCGGCAAAAGCGGUAUUUGUUUGCUCCUCUCACUCUCCGUCUGUUUGAAACACGAUAGCCAUAUUUCAUUAUCUGAGCAAAAUUUCAAUUAAAGAAAACUUAAUACGAAAAUCGUAAUUAAAUAAUAAAAUAAAAGCCUGGGAUAGAAUUAGACAACAAAAUGAUCCAAGCUACAGUUACUCUAUGUUGAUGUGUGAGUUUGCAUCGACUUUGUGAGAGCAUAUCGAUCUAUAGCAAAUUGACAAACUAAUAUUGAUUUUACGCGCUUCCGACGAAAACUGCACCUGCCAGUAGGAUCUAAGGAAUUAGUGUUGUGAUCGCAUGCAAAUUUUAUUUACUUUGCAUCAGGAACUGUUGGAGGGAAUAUUGUAUUCAGUUUGCAUCAGGUGAAAAGCGUUCUCUGUAAAAAAAAAAUUCAGACUAAUAAGAUGCCUUUUCCUACGAACGUCUCAAGCAACUCCAGUGUGAACUGCCAGACAAGCGAAGAUCUCGUUACAAAUAUCGCCACGAUUGUCAUCAACGCACUCUCCGCGCCUUUUGCCAUAGUGUUCAACGUUCUCGUCACGGCCGCCAUAUGGAAGAACCCUUCGCUACACACACCGCCCUAUGUCUUACUCGCCAACCUUGCUAUCGCCGACUUGCUAACAGGGCUCCUAACGCAGCCAGUCGUGAUAGCUUUUCUCGCGAAUGGCAUUCACUUUAAGGGGUACUCAACAAAUCUGGGGUCUUUAACAAACACUUGCCGUUAUCUUGCUAGUACGCCGACCUUUCUGACUUUGGUAACGAUCAGCGUUGAACGCUGCUUGGAUUUGUACGCGAACUCCAAGUACUCGAUUAUUGCUACAACCAAGCGACUCAUCGGUCUGUGUAUGGGGAUCUGGGUGUGUGCGAUUGCACUCGCGUGUAUUCACGAGGCACUAAGCGUGGACCACGCUCGCCAGCGUGUGGUCGGACACGUCUUCCUCGCCAUGACUGGACUAACAUCACUAUGUACAGGAGUGUUACAGCUUGCCAUAGUCGUCACGGUGCGUCGCCAUCGUCGCCAAAUACAAGCGCAGAUGACCAACCCUUUGCAGACAAGCACUGAUUCAUCGUCAAGGCAUGUCGUACAUAGCGCCAAGCUUACAAUCAGUCUCGCUAUUGUUAUCGCUAUCUACGUCCUAUGCUACUUGCCGAAGUUUGUGCUCGCGCUGUAUGGGCUACAGUUUGAAGCGUGCCAAUUACGAGGUGUUGACCUGAUAGUGGACGCCUUGCUAUGUGCGAGAGCCGGUUUGGACCCUGUUUUUAUAUGCCUUGUUUGCACGGACAUAGAGAACGCAGUAAAGAGAGUACUGGGGAUUGAUCAUCACUAAAAUUCGGCGA